Molecule: messenger RNA, 504 nt
Organism: Staurois parvus
Lineage: Eukaryota; Metazoa; Chordata; Amphibia; Anura; Ranidae
Source: the annotation of a GenBank genome assembly
AUCAAGCACCUAGGCAUGCAGACGGCUUCUACAAACAUUUGUGAAAGAAUGGGUCGCUCUCAGGAGCUCAGUGACUCCAAGCGUGGUACUGUGAUAGGUGGCCACCUGUGCAAUAAGUCCAUCCAUGAAAUUUCCUUGCUACUAAAUAUUCCACAGUCAACUGUUUGUGGUAUUAUAACAAAGUGGAAGCAACUGGGAACAACAGCAACUCAGACAGUGGUGGAGUGAUAGGCUACAUAAAAUGACAGAGCGGGGUCCGUUCAUGCUGAAGUCGCCAACUGUCUGUAGAGUCAAUAGCUAAAGACCUCCAAACUUUGUGUGGCCUUCAGAUUAGCACAAAGCAUUAGCGCAAAGCAUCGGAUGCAGUGGUGUAAAGCACACUGCCACUGUACUCUAGAGUAUCAUGAAUCACGCUUCUUUGUCUGACAAUCCGAUGGACGUGUCUAGGUUUGGUUGCCAGGAGAUUGGUACUUGCCUGAUUACAUUGUGUCAAGUAUAAAGUUU